Mercenaria mercenaria is the source of this 2148-nucleotide messenger RNA. RefSeq names its product RAB7A-interacting MON1-CCZ1 complex subunit 1-like. The record is from RefSeq and is a predicted model, not a curated record. Gene Ontology annotation, biological process: mitophagy. The coding region runs from base 58 to 876 and encodes 272 amino acids. NCBI's taxonomy places the organism in Eukaryota, Metazoa, Mollusca, Bivalvia, Venerida, Veneridae. The transcript has 6 exons.
AACAUCAUUCGUUCUGCUUCGAAUUUGUUCGACAUAGUCUACUUUCAUUUUGACAGGAUGGCAGCUGACAACGUAAAAGAAUUGCUUUUGUCAGAAUUUAUGGAACUUCAGCAUAGAUGUCAUGAUUCAAUAAAAGCAUCUUCUGAAGAUUCAACAUGUUUGCAAAAAUGCAUGAUGAAAUGUCAAGGAGUAACCGGCAAUUUUCCAAAAACCAUUUCUGGUGGACAAGUCAGUUUUUAUCUACAGCAGUAUGCAGAGGCUGUUUUAGACUUCACGUACCACGAUGAACAAAUACUCACUGAAGUGGAUGAAUUUCCUGAGCAGAAUUCAAAAGAAAGAAUUGCUGUAAUUUUUGUAUACAUAGACAAGAUAAAGAGCAUGUGUGAAAAGAUCUCUCCGGGAAGCCGGCUGGAGGAGCUACUGGGAAAUGAGAUAGCAGAAUGUAUUUUAUGGCGGAAGGGAGCCCUGCUGUAUGGAUUCUGUGAAACUGUGCAUAAAGAUAAAGAGAGGCUGCAGAGAGGAUUCAUUGAAUAUAAACAGAACUUACUGAAAGGUGUGCAUUAUCUACAGAGGUUGUUUAAGAUCAGAGAUACAGUACUGGAUACUGCCCAUGUACCAGGAGGGAAUGACACCCUUGAACUCCUCAAAAUGGGUAUAUACAGCAGUACACAUCUACUUGCCCUGAUGUAUGCUGGUGAGAUGUGCUAUUGGUUUGUAACCUCGGCCAAAGAGACAACAGAUGUGGAGCGCGCUACGCUUAAUCUUGGUGUGGAAAUGUUAGACAGUUAUAUCCAGGCUAUUGAACAAAUACCAGAACUAAGAGAUUGGUCAAAUGAUCAAGCUAAAAAAUACCUUAGUGAACUGAAGAGCAGAUGAUAAUGAUGUUAUUGUACAGUAUACAUAAUGUAUUAAGAAUAAGUUUUAUGCAAUGUGUUUUUGAUAUUAUAAUCUUAUAUACUGUAUUUUUCUGUGGCGUCAAGAAAAUACCGAGCAUUUAUGUUACAACACAAAAUGACCACAUGGGAUUGAACAGUGAGAUCGAGGGAAUUUUGUUUUUGUCUGCUCUUUUAUCUUUUUACUAUCUUCCAACACAUCUCUGUGCUAUGGCCAUUUAAAGGAAGCCUCCUUGUGAUAAAUGUGCUGUGUGUGUCAAAUGAAAAUGUUACUUUAUAAGUUAAAUCUUUCAAUUUUGAAGUAGUACUCAGCAUUGAAUAAUGCAGGAUGAAUAUUUUUUUAGAUAUUUUUCAUUUGCAGAAAUUGCAAGUCCUUACACUUGAAUACAACUUUUUCCUCUUUGCGUGUUGUUCCUUGGAAAAAAAUAGUUUUGCAGGAAAAAUUGAAAUGCAUUCCACAGACACCUGUUAUAUAAUAUUAACAUAUGUAAAAUACAACAAAACACACCUUUUACAGAAUAUUUUCCAUCAAAAGUGUGUCCAGAAAGUUGUUUGUUUUAGCUCACCUGAAAUAAAGGUCCAUCACCCACAAUGUGUAUGUUAACUCUGUACACGUCACAGGUUAUGCUUAAUCUUAAUGAAACCCAGUCUGGAUGAUUGUCUUAAUAAAGUCUUUGAUGAGAUCGAAAGUUGUUGAUCUUGAAUAAAAAAAACUAGGGCACUAGGUCAAGUCGUAGAAAAAUCUUGUUAACCCUUUAGAGGUCAAAUUUUUUACCUGAUCUUUGUGAUACCUGAAGGAAUCUUCGUCUUCUUGAAAUAUUGAUAAAGUUUGAAACUGGGUCAUCAGGGGUAAAAAAAUAGGCCACAAGGUCAACUCAUAGAAACACAACGAAGCAUAAGGAGAGCUAUCCUACUCGCCCCGGCGUCGGCGUCUUUCCGCGUCCCCACCUUGGUUAAAGUUUUGGUGCACUUUCUCUUUUUAGCUCACCUGUCACAAAGUGACAAGGUGAGCUUUUGUGAUCGCGUGGCGUCCGUCGUCCGUCCGUGGGUGCGUGCGUUCGUGCGUGCGUAAACUUUUGCUUGUGACCACUCUAGAGGUCACAUUUUUCAUGGGAUCUUUAUGAAAGUUGGUCAGAAUGUUCAUCUUGAUGAUAUCUAGGUCAAGUUCGAAACUGGGUCACGUGCGGUCAAAAACUAGGUCAGUAGGUCUAAAAAUAGAAAAACCUUGUGACCUCUCUAGAGGCCAUAUUUUCUC